GUUAUCGACACCGACAUCCACCGCAAGCAUGGGCUCCAACAAACCCCGUGGAUUGCAAGCAGCACGAAAGCUCCGCACCGACCGCCGCCUCAACCGCUGGGCGGACAAGUCCUACAAGAAGCGCGCCCUUGGCAACUUCUACAAGACCUCCCCAACGGGAGGUUCUUCACACGCCAAAGGCAUCGUCCUUGAGAAGGUCGGUGUUGAGGCCAAGCAACCCAACUCUGCCAUCCGGAAGUGUGUCCGUGUGCAGCUCAUCAAGAACGGCAAGAAGGUCACUGCUUUCGUUCCCAACGAUGGUUGCUUGAAUUUUGUCGACGAGAACGACGAGGUCCUCAUCUCCGGUUUCGGUCGUCGUGGCAAGGCCAAGGGUGAUAUUCCAGGUGUCCGCUUCAAGGUUGUCAAGGUCUCUGGUGUCGGCCUCCUCGCGUUGUGGAAGGAGAAAAAGGAGAAGCCCCGCUCAUAAAUUAUUCCGGACGACCCCCUUCCUGUCGUCGUCGCUUUCGUACCCCACGCUUGUGGUCCACAUGCCAUGAUAUGUCUGUAUUGCCCUCACCCACCCGUGCUCCUUGCUACUCUGCCCCAAUGCAUCAUAGGCUAAAAUCGAAAAGAGCAGGGCACGCUCGCGCGACUCCUGUAUGAUAUGCCCAUUCUUCCUCUGCCAUCUUAGGAUGUGUUAUC
Molecule: messenger RNA, 681 nt
Organism: Phanerochaete carnosa HHB-10118-sp
Lineage: Eukaryota; Fungi; Basidiomycota; Agaricomycetes; Polyporales; Phanerochaetaceae
Exons: 5
Coding region: 29-466 (145 amino acids)
Biological process (GO): translation
Cellular component (GO): cytosolic small ribosomal subunit; ribosome
Molecular function (GO): structural constituent of ribosome
Source: RefSeq, a predicted model, not a curated record